This is a messenger RNA of Entrophospora candida, 1815 nucleotides long. Lineage: Eukaryota; Fungi; Glomeromycota; Glomeromycetes; Entrophosporales; Entrophosporaceae. The record is from the annotation of a GenBank genome assembly.
AUGACUACUCAAGUUAUAUUAUUAUAUGAUAAAAAUCAAGUUACUUGUUCAGUUGAUGUAUCUCAACCUUUACAAACAAUCAUAAAAACAUUAUGCUUGGAACAAUUUAAUAUUCAAGAGCCAGCCGCUUUAUUUGCUUUAAGAUUAUUAGAUACUGAAGAAUUAAUUACUGAAGAAAAUCUUAGAAGAAAGAUAAAGGAAAAUGAGCGAUUAAAAUUGGUUUCAUCACCCUUAAUUGAAGCAGUUGAAAUAUACGAGAAAAUGAGUAGUAACGAUGAAAAAGGUUUAAAACUCGCUACAUUUUCUCUCCAAAAAUAUUUAUUGAUAGAAACAAUAAAUACAUCAAGUGGGAAUACAUUAGCAUAUGCAUUAACAUCAAUGCAAAAUCUUAUGGAACAUGAUCAUGGUUGGGAUAAUUUAGAUUCUGAUUUUAUAAAUAGGAUUAUUAAAAUAUUGGUAAAACAAACACUUGUUAAUAUUUGUAGACCUGCAACAGCUAUUAUUAUUAAAUUAGUAACAGCAGAUAAAAAUUCGAUAACAUCAAUUAAAUCAUACGGAUUUGAUGUUUUAUAUGAUGCUAUGAUCCAUCAACCAAACUUCCUGCCAACAUUAGUACAACGUUUUGCAUCCGCUGAUUAUGUUUUAUGUAUAAAUAGUUUAUGUUUGAUCAAUGCUUUAAUGAGGCAUGCUACAGAUCAAUAUUGGGAAUCUUUUAUGAAUAUGUUGGAUAAAUUAAACGUUAGAAAAGCUGUUGCUUUACUUAUGACUGGACAUCCUAGCGAGGAAUUAUCAAAACAUUUACUAGAAUUUCAAUCAUUAUUUGUACGACAAGCAUAUAGAUGGAAGAGAACACAAAUGUCUUUACAUAUUGCUUCUCAUAAAUCAAUGUUAGAAGAAAUAUGGUCAUCUGCAAAUUUAUCGGAAGAAGGUGGCAAAUGGAGGAAAAUUGGAUUUGCUACUGAAGCACCAAAAUGGGAGAUACAACGUGUUGGAUAUUUAGCAGAACGUCGUUGCCCAUUUGCUAAAACUUCGAUUGAAGCAACAGAAUUGUUGUGUGAUUAUUGGGAUAUUAGCACCGGAUCAUUUUUUAGAUUAUGGAAUGAAAUGGAGGCGACAUCCGAUGAUUUCCCUAAAGUAUCAGCUCUUGUUCGUAGUCAACUUAAAUUUGCUCUUAAGGAUGAAGUUACCAAACAACUUUAUGAAUUUGAAAAGGAUAUGUUAGAAGUUGAAUAUAAAGUUAUCAGAGAUAGACAAUUAAAAGAAUUGGAACUUGGUGAUGACUUGUUAAGUAAAACUCCUGUCAGAAAUCUUCGUAGUAAAUUGUAUACAGAAUCAUAUGAAUUUGUUAAACAACAAAGAAUUAAAUGUUUAUUACACGGAGAUUGCGGUAAUCGUAGGUCUUUGUCUAGUAAAAAAUGGAGAUUCUAUAGACUUAGUCCAAACGCUAAAUUUUUACAUUACUGCGAUUUUACUGAAAAAUCUUACAUUAGAGAAGGUAUAGAAGAUUUACCAGAAAGAAAUUUAAAAUUUUCAUUAAUGUCAGGACCUGAUACAACAUUAGCAGAUUUUUUAGCUGUAGAUAUGGUACAAUUUUCCGAGUGGACAGAUGGGUUUAAUAUGUUAUUUGAUAAAAAUAUUGGAUGUAAAGAUACAGCUGAAUUUAUACAAGUAUUGACUGAAAUAGGUGUUAAAGUGAAAUUACUAGAUUUAAGUGGUGAAAGGGUUGAAAUACCUCAAAGCGUUGAAGUUCCUGACGAAUUACCAAUCAUUGAUAAAAAUGGAAGUGGAUUCUAUUAUGACGAUCCAUUUGCUUAA